This is a messenger RNA of Bombina bombina (fire-bellied toad), 963 nucleotides long. RefSeq names its product olfactory receptor 11L1-like. Lineage: Eukaryota; Metazoa; Chordata; Amphibia; Anura; Bombinatoridae. The record is from RefSeq and is a predicted model, not a curated record. Gene Ontology annotation, biological process: G protein-coupled receptor signaling pathway. Gene Ontology annotation, cellular component: membrane. The transcript has 3 exons. Gene Ontology annotation, molecular function: G protein-coupled receptor activity; olfactory receptor activity. Bases 1 to 963 code for a protein of 320 amino acids.
AUGGCGGUGGUGAUGUCGGUCCUCCUCUUACAGUUGAUGGUUCCAAAAGACUUUAAAUCGAGAGAAAACCAAUCAACAGUCACAGAGGUCAUACUUUUGGGGUUCCAAGAUCUUCACAGUUCCAGGAUUAUAAUUUUCUUAGUUUUUCUUACGAUUUAUAUUGCUACUGUAGGUGGAAACCUUUUGAUCAUUGCAUUGGUUUCGACCAGUAACAAUCUCCGUUCUCCUAUGUACUUCUUCCUAUGUCAAUUGUCUGUAUCUGACAUUUUGGAAACGACAAGCAUUGUUCCUAACUGCAUGGGCAUUGUAUUGAAAAAAGGUGCCACCAUGUCUGUUAUUGAAUGCAUCACUCAAUUUUGUAUGUUUGCAUCCCUUUCAAGUUCAGAGUGUUUUAUUCUCACAGUAAUGUCCUACGACAGAUACAUGGCUAUCUGUAAACCAUUACACUACACUAAUGUGAUGAACUUUACAUUUUGCAUUAAUCUAAUUAUCUGGUCUUGGCUCACAGGCUUAAUUGUAACAUUACCUGUCUCCGUCAUGCUUUAUAACUUAAAUUUCUGUGGUCCAAAUAUCAUUGACCACUUCUUCUGUGAUUUCAAACCUAUUGUACAGCUAUCUUGCUCUGACACAACCAUUGUUGAAAUUAUCGUAUUUUUAGUAGCCUCUCCUGAAACAUUUAUUCAAAUAAUGUUCAUUGUUGGGUCUUACAUUUAUAUAUUUGUCACUAUAAUGCAUAUAUCCUCUAAGCUUGAGAGGCGGAAAACCUUCUCCACCUGUAGCUCUCAUCUUACUGUUGUUUGCACAUAUUAUGGAACUUUGAUUUCCAUCUAUGUUGCACCAACCCAAGGGCAGACUUUUAAUAUAAAUAAGGUCCUUUCUCUUUUGUACACCGUAGUGACUCCUUUAUUGAAUCCUAUAAUAUACAGUUUGAGGAAUAAGGAGAUCAAAACAGCCAUAGUAUAA